ACUCUGAUCAUCCCUCCCAAAUCGGCCCUUUCAGACAGUAAACUUCCAAAACACCGCCAAUAUGUUCAACUUCGUCGUUGCAGCUCUCCUUCAGCUCUCCUUCUUCAUGCUUGCCGAGGCAGCUCCUGUCUCGGCUAUGAGCGCGAAGCCAUGGCAAGCAGGUACCGGUGGCGGUAUCGUUGGAUUCAUCGUCCUGGUUCUCGACAUCAUUGCUUGGAUUGAGAUCUUCAAGUCGAACCGCCCCGUCCCCAACAAGGUCCUCUGGGCUCUUGUUGUCUUCCUUUUCCCCGUUGUCGGCAUGCUCAUCUAUUACCUCUUCUCCAACCGCCAGGCUCACAACACCUAUGAGCCAAUCCCCAACGUCUAAGCCGAUAACAACCGGUGAGCUCAUCGAGCGGCUAGUGAUUAGGGGAAUCGUCGGGAAGAUCGUCAACUCUUGAUAUGAUAACGUCGAUCUGGAAAUGGGAGCUGCUUCCGAAUUAAACCAGAGUUGCGAUCACGCACUUUCUGAUUGAUGCAGGAGAAGCGGUUGAUCCGUUUGGUAGGCGGGUAGUCGUUUAAAUGUCCAUGUCAUUUUGAUACCACGAAUAUUUUCUCUCGUCAAUAUAAAGAAUACUUCUUCUCGAC
Parastagonospora nodorum SN15 is the source of this 627-nucleotide messenger RNA. RefSeq lists its product as hypothetical. The transcript is spliced from 2 exons. The record is from RefSeq and is a predicted model, not a curated record. The coding region runs from base 62 to 367 and encodes 101 amino acids. NCBI's taxonomy places the organism in Eukaryota, Fungi, Ascomycota, Dothideomycetes, Pleosporales, Phaeosphaeriaceae.